Tilletiaria anomala UBC 951 is the source of this 878-nucleotide messenger RNA. RefSeq lists its product as uncharacterized. The record is from RefSeq and is a predicted model, not a curated record. The transcript has a single exon. NCBI's taxonomy places the organism in Eukaryota, Fungi, Basidiomycota, Exobasidiomycetes, Georgefischeriales, Tilletiariaceae. The coding region runs from base 286 to 741 and encodes 151 amino acids.
CACGCACUAUGUUCAUCACUUUGCGGUCACAGCGUUGUUUGCAGCUAGUAAGCAGAAGCCAUCCGAGAUAGAAACAUGGUGAAAUAUGGCUCUCAGAGCAGUCUAUGCCUCCUGUUUCACCCUUGUCAAACAAUAUCGAGGCGACAUCACGUAUUUCCUCGGCGGGGGUGUGGCGAGAUUCUCGGUCAUUGAAGUCUGGAACAUGAAUUCAGUGCAUGAGUAGCGACAUUGGCUGCGCUAACCGGUGUCCGCGCCUGCCUAUUGCAUGUACCACAUUCGGACAAAAUGUUGUAUGAUCAGGCUCAGAAUUUGGCCUCAUAUGUGGAAGCCAUCCAACGCGCAGAACUGCCCAAGGCCAGCGAGGACAUCAAGCCUUUCAUUCCAGAAUUGCGUCAAGCAGCCGCAGGCAUCAGCUACUAUUUGCUCUCACAGAUUGCAAGUCUCGAGAGCGCAUUCUAUGCGUCCGAAGACACUGAUUCCAAACAUACGCCCGUGACCGACCAUGGUGUCGAAGGCGCGUUUCAGCUUUGGGACUGGCAAGAUAUUGAAGCCGCUCUUGACGGAAAGGACUCAACGCUUUCAAAGUUGCAGUCAAGCAUUUGUGCUUCAAGGUUGACGGCAACAUCGACACGUCCGCAGACCAGGAAGGAGAGAUGUUACCAAAGCGCCCUUAGUGCUCCCGACUCAGUCGAAGAAGAUGCCGUGAAAUUGUCACUCCCUUCAAAAAGGCUGCAGAGCUGAUGCAGCAGAUCAAGACCAAGCUCCUCGUGUUGUGUGACAAGAGGCCACGGCCAGGACGUGAUGUGAAGACCAUCACCACGUGAAGCUUUAUGACUAUCUCUGCUUUUGCAGAGCGACUGCAGUUCUGCGAGAGGAGA